UUAUAAUUGGACAACAGAUUACCAUUAGCUAGCAUGUAGCUCUUUGUCAGUGUGUGUGAGAGUCCUGCUGCAGCCAUCAGCGUCUUUAGCUCACAAAAACUGUCCCCGUGUCCGAGCCGUGUUUGUUCAAAUGGAUAUUUUAAGGGACGACGAGGCGCAUGAGCUGAAGUACAAACGAGGGGGUCGCUUGGACAUGAGCCACGGCUUCCUGCACCACAUCCGGAGGAACCAGAUUGCUAGAGAUGACUAUGAUAAGGAAGUGAAGCAAGCCAAAGAGCUUCAGCGGCGGAGGCACACCACAACCCCUAGACGGCCACGUCGACCCGAUAUCCAAGUGUACCAUCCUCGACGCAGACAUGGAUCCGAGCCAGGAGCCGGUGCUGAGCCCGAAGAGUGGAAUGAGAGUGGGUCAAGCACAGAGACGGAGAUCCAUGGAACUGAACUCUUCUGGCUCGACUAUCAGGAGGACUCUGGUAGCAUUACCUCCUUCCUUGUGCACAAGGAGGAUAAGCCUGAGAAGGUGGUGGAACGUGUUGCAGAGAAGAACAUCCUAGACUCGGCUAUGAGGGCAGCCCUAGAGGCUCGAAUUCGAAAAGAAAUGGACAAAAGACGAGACAAACGCUGAGUGAUAUUUAUAUCAAACAGGAGAUUAUCUUGACACAGAGGUCACGAAGAGGAGCAAUACUUAAUCUGCAGUUCUGUUAUCCUCCAAAGCAUCAGCGCUGUUGACAGUGUUGGAGGCAUAAUGACAACUCUGGGAUCAUGUACAGUGACUGGCAGCAGAGACUACAUGACCCACUAUCAAAGCUGUCUUCUGCUUUCAAAGGAGAAGAAACAGCAGUUAUGAUACACAGUAUGGUUAAGGGUUAACUGUCAGGUUCAUGUUUGCCACAUUACAUUCACCUUCAGCUGUUACCUCAUACCCUGAUUCAUAACUUUAGAGACACUUCAAGUUAACCGGACCUGGAAAAUGAACAGUAAAGUUCAGAAAGGAGAAGGUACUCUUUGACAGAGAGCACUGUUAACCUUCCUCCUCUGUUGAAAAUGUCCUGUGUUUCUUAUGUUUACAAAGAUCUAGUUUUAUAAACAAGAUUUAUACUUAUAUAGAUUUAUACAUCAGUCUAUCAGCAAACCCAUGUUUAGAAAAUGUGACAGUUUCUUUCUGAGCUGGAGGAGUUUUUAGUGGAUGUAGCCAUGAUGUGUUUGUGUGGCAACUGUUUUGUUGUUUUCAGUAUUUUAAUUUAUUUUGUGUUGUUGAAAUACUUUUAUUUUUGAUACUGUAAUAUUUUUUGAGGGAAUAACUCUUUACAUAUAAAAUGACAUAUUCAUAAAAGCCAUUUAUUACUGUCAAAAUGUGUCUGGAUGUGCACUUAUAGAAUUGACAUAAAAUGUGAAUGUUUUUUUUAUUAGUGUCU
This is a messenger RNA of Larimichthys crocea (large yellow croaker), 1415 nucleotides long. It is a transcript of the gene ciiih2orf68, whose product is annotated as chromosome III C2orf68 homolog. The coding region runs from base 131 to 625 and encodes 164 amino acids. The record is from RefSeq and is a predicted model, not a curated record. The transcript has 4 exons. NCBI's taxonomy places the organism in Eukaryota, Metazoa, Chordata, Actinopteri, Sciaenidae.